UGAAUUGGUUAGUAAGCAAAUUUGAUUAUAGGAGUUUUAGGAUUGGAUUAAUUUGAUUCAUAUUCAUUAUUACUUAUUUGAUUUAUCAAAUAAAGCUAAGUUGAAUAAAGUCAUGGAGCAAGUAGGGCCAUUUGGUGAUGGGGAGGGAGAAGAAAAUGAUAGAAUAAACUCUGGGGCAACUCGUCAUAUGGAAUCCCGGAUGUACCAACAUAGGCAGUUUCCAGGUAUGGUGAGACAAAAAGCGUAUAUAUUUGAUGGAGUAGGGAACUAUUAUAUUAAGGAAUGGGACCUUACAGAAGGCAUAGGCAAUGAAUUUUGUUGGUACCAUGUUGAGCUUCCAAAAGGAAACCAAAAACUUGCUCAAUCUGCACAAUACCUUAUAGAUGUUCUUUGUCCACCAUUGAAGCUUCAAGACAUUCUUUCACUUGUCAGCAAUGGACCAUUUUGUGGUCAUGUUGACGGGGCACUUGUGUUUAGAGUUAAUUCACAUGGUCCUGCCUCUAGCAAAUUCACAUUUAGAAUUGCUGCUAGAGUUACACAGAAUUCAGUGAUUACUGUGUCUUUGGGUCGUGUUCCUAGGCUGGGUUUCUCACCUAUGGGUCAUUCUCUUCUUUCGGAGAUUCCAAGUGUGGAGAGCACCUCAAAUAAUAAAGAUGAGCCAAAGGAAGGAAGUGGGAUUGUAAUAAGGGAGCAUGUCCUUGAAUUCUUGUUGACAAUGAAUCAUUCUGAAGAAGCUGAUAAUCCAGUUCCAAGAUCUGUCUCGAAUCUUGUUGUUCACAUUGUUGACACGCACAUAGAUCACCUUCAAGAUGUUGUGACUAAAACAGAGAUUGAGCUGGAUUCUGUGGAGCUUGAAUUGGAUAAAGGUCAGUCAGGUGGUUUUGCUUUAAAGAAACAAAUGCUGGAUGACAGAAGACUCCCCAAAAUGCUUCUUGAUUUGCAGCGCCUCCUGCAGGUGAUUGCACACGGGGAGCAAGUAUUUCCACGGGUCAAAGAAAAGUGUGCUUCAAAAGAUUGGUUUGCCCCUGAAGAUGUUAAUGCUCUAGAAGAGUUAGUUGGCCGGCUUAGGAGAUUAAAAGAUAAUGUGGGGUUUAUAGUAAAUCGUGUCACAGCAAUUCAGGCUGGUCUGGAUAGUUGGCAGUCUGAACAAAUAAACAAGAAGCUGUACUAUCUAUCAUUUCUUUCAAUAAUAUUCCUUCCUUUAUCCAUCAUCACCGGAGUGUUUGGGAUGAAUGUGGGAGGAGUUCCAUGGACGGGGCAGAGAGACCCAGAGCUAAAAGAUGGUUUCCGCAAUGUCAUGUUUCUGUGUCUGGCAAUGCUAUUUUUCGUUCUACUAUGCUUCAUUUGCCCUCAUCUUUACACCCGAUUCCUUGCUUGGCAGAGGAGAAGGGCUAUGAGAAGAAGUUGGUCUCUCAACAGGAAAUCAUUCCUUCGGAGAACGGUCGGAUUUCAAGAAAGAGGAGGAUACCUUAGAAUCUAAAAAUAGAAAAGAAAUGAAAUUGACCAUCUCCCUUCUCGAACAAAUUCGGUUUUUCCUGGUUCUUGACUGGCUGAUAGAGAGAAGGUAGAGGAGGUUAGCCAAAUAUUUUCUGGAGUUUGUUUCUUUAACAAACUGGAUUGUAGAUUUUUGA
Molecule: messenger RNA, 1631 nt
Organism: Pistacia vera
Lineage: Eukaryota; Viridiplantae; Streptophyta; Magnoliopsida; Sapindales; Anacardiaceae
Product: zinc transport protein ZntB-like
Exons: 5
Coding region: 113-1480 (455 amino acids)
Biological process (GO): metal ion transport; transmembrane transport
Cellular component (GO): membrane
Molecular function (GO): metal ion transmembrane transporter activity
Source: RefSeq, a predicted model, not a curated record